Nicrophorus vespilloides is the source of this 348-nucleotide messenger RNA. RefSeq names its product serine protease inhibitor dipetalogastin-like. Lineage: Eukaryota; Metazoa; Arthropoda; Insecta; Coleoptera; Silphidae. The coding region runs from base 1 to 348 and encodes 115 amino acids. The record is from RefSeq and is a predicted model, not a curated record. Gene Ontology annotation, molecular function: protein binding. The transcript has a single exon.
AUGAAAGCAACUUUGGUAGUGUUUUUCGCCGUUUUGGCUGUUGCCUUUGGUUACAUGCCCUGCGGAUGCGAAUAUCCGAAAGACUUUGAUGAAACCGUCUGCGGAUCCGAUGGUCGUAGCUAUGCUAACCUUUGCGUAUUGGAGUGCGCUCAGAAAACCAUCGCAGGAUUGAGCAAGGUCAGCGAUGGAAGCUGCGACGGAAGCAGUGAAGCGGUCUGCUUCUGCAACAGAACUUUGAUGCCUGUCUGCGCCAGCGACGGUAAAACCUACGUCAACCCGUGCGAAGUCGAGUGCAGAGCUGUCGAUAAUCCCGAUUUGAAGGUUGUCGCGCUUGGAAAAUGCGAAUAG